AAUAUGAUUUUACAGUUUAUGGCCCAUAUUUGUGGUUUGCCCGGAGCUCAAGAAACGAUCUCUUUCUUCUUCUUCUCGUCGUCGUUUGUCACUUUAGAGCUACUUCUUCUUCUUCUCUGCUAAGCCUUUCCUCUCGACUUGAUACUUUUCUCCAGUAAGGGUUCUUAUACAGACACCAAUGUAUCUCGUGCUAGAUCUGAUUUGAAGUUAUGAGAGAAAAACUCUUUGAUUGACAUCUGAUUUUGGUUUAUCUCCUUCUGGAUCAGCUUAUUUUUAUUGUAGCUUCUCUGAUUUUCGAUGGGUACUUAUAUUUUUUUUUUCAAUUUGGGAUUUUUCAUGAUUCUGUAGGGUUUGCAAAGAUGAAGCUUGAUACUAGUGGGUUCGAGACUUCCAUGCCUAUGAUUGGAUUUGGCUCGAGCAGUGAUAUGCUUGAUGAGCUUUCUUCUGUACCCUCGUUUGAUCUACCCCGUACUAAAGAGUUUGAUGGAUUUCAGAAAAAAGCUAAAGACAUGUUGAAGCAUGCAAAAGGAACAACCACUCUCGCUUUUAUCUUCAAAGGUGGUGUUAUGGUCGCUGCUGAUUCUCGGGCUAGCAUGGGAGGAUAUAUCUCUGUGAGCUCUCUUAAGAAUUCCUCCAAAAAUAUGCAUCCUUUCGAUAUAGUUGACUUUGGUAGAAACACUACCUCACAAUCUGUGAAGAAGAUUAUUGAAAUCAAUCCUUAUAUGCUCGGUACAAUGGCUGGAGGAGCUGCUGAUUGCCAAUUCUGGCACAGAAAUCUUGGAAUUAAGUGCCGUCUACAUGAGCUGGCAAACAAGAGGAGAAUCUCUGUUUCCGGAGCUUCGAAACUUCUUGCCAACAUGCUCUAUUCAUACCGUGGAAUGGGACUUUCUGUUGGUACAAUGAUUGCUGGAUGGGACGAAACUGGUCCCGGACUAUACUAUGUCGACAACGAAGGAGGACGGCUCAAGGGAGACAGGUUUUCAGUCGGUUCUGGUUCACCAUAUGCUUACGGUGUGCUGGACAGCGGGUACAAAUAUGAUAUGUCAGUUGAAGAAGCUUCCGAGUUAGCAAGGAGAUCAAUCUACCAUGCGACAUUCCGUGAUGGAGCCAGUGGUGGAGUUGCUAGCGUGUACCACGUUGGUCCCGAAGGAUGGACGAAACUAUCAGGAGAUGAUGUUGGGGAGCUACACUACCAUUACUACCCCGUGGCACCAGCUACCGCAGAACAAGUCAUGGAGGAAGCAACAGCCGAAUAAAAAUCCUGUUUAGUUUUCUAAUCGUUCACUCCCUUUCUUGUUGUUGCAUUUUGUGGUAGUAUAUACUGAGUUGUCUCUAGCUGAAGCUUUGGUAUUCUAUUUUACUGAUCUGAAAUGUUGCUCGCGGAUUAUUCUCUAUAAGAUUCUCUUUUUCUGCAAUCACAUUCUUCUCUUACUCGGUGUUUUAAAUUCCAAUAUAGGGAAUUGUGAUUG
Molecule: messenger RNA, 1469 nt
Organism: Arabidopsis thaliana (thale cress)
Lineage: Eukaryota; Viridiplantae; Streptophyta; Magnoliopsida; Brassicales; Brassicaceae
Gene: PBE1
Product: 20S proteasome beta subunit E1
Exons: 9
Coding region: 360-1256 (298 amino acids)
Biological process (GO): protein catabolic process
Cellular component (GO): nucleus; proteasome core complex; proteasome complex
Molecular function (GO): threonine-type endopeptidase activity
Source: RefSeq, marked reviewed